AUGGCCUCUCCCCGCUCACCAGCAUCCUCGGCCAGCAGCGCCGGCUCGAGACAGUCCCUCGACCCAGGCCGCCAUCGUCCUCAGACGCUCGAGGAUCUUGUGAACCACUUCGUCGCUGCGAAGCGCGCCUUGAACUCGCAAACCGUGCUCUGGCGCGCCAACGACAUCGUGACCACGGCGCGGGAGCUGCUCGAGGAGAAUGCAAUCCUAGCGGCAAAGAACGCCUCCAUACGGAGUCUGGUAGAGCAGCAGGUAGACACCCUCGAGGCCGUCCGUCGCGGCGUAGACGUAGUAGAGGCCGAAGUCCAGGUUGAAUUCAAGCAACUGCUGCACCAUGUCGACACCUCCUUCUCAGGCUUGAACUCGACCCUCGCCGUGCUGCGCGAAACGCCCAUCGAGGCUGCCUUACAGCCCCCGGCCACCCCGCAGAAGCACCUCUACGACUUCAUCGACAGCGCCACCGUCUCCAACCUCGAAGCCACCUUGCGAGCCUGCAUCGACCGCUACAACGACGCGCUAGCCACGCUCGGCGACACCAACGAUGCGUUUGAUACUUCCCUCGACAACCUGCACUCCUCCAUCGAGAACGUCCCAAUGACCCCUGCCACCACAUCAAACCCAAGCCCAAUACCGACCCUCUACCACGCUCUCGAAGGACAUGCCAAAGAGGCCGCGCGCGCGUUCCAAGGGCUAGUACAACACUAUGACCUGUGUGUUACAGCGCUGCAACACACAGAAGGAGGAUCAGCUGCUGCAACCCAAGCCACAGGAGACGCACCCUCUCAGUCAGCCGAUGACUUUGCAGCCCCUCCCGAGCCCAUGGGCGAGGAAGAGCGCCAAGAAAUGCUGGCCGUGCUACAGAAUGACGCUCAAGAGGUCGACGAGGUGGUGUCAGAGAUACGAGAGCGAGGUGCAGAGAUGACAUUCCUCCUCAACCAGAUCGAGAACCACAUCAAUCAUCUCCGCAGCGAAGCGUCAGCCCUCUCGAGCAUACUACAGAUGAUAGCACACGUCACUGCCGAUGUCAGAUCGCACUUACUAACAUCGCGCUCUUUCCACGCAUCCUGGCUCCACGACACACGACCUACCCUCUUGAAUGGUAUUGAAGAGUGGGAAAACCAGCGCGAGUUUUACGAGCGCUUCGACCUCGCCUAUGCCGAGCUGCUGGUCGAGGUCUCUUCACGCCGAAGGAGACAUGAAAAGGCGAAGCGAAAGGCCGAGGAAGCCCAGAAGGAGUUGGAUAGAUUGUUCGCCGAGGACGAGCGUGCGAGAGAACAGUUCGCACUCGCCCAGGGCGAUUUCCUGCCUCUGGAUAUCUGGCCAGGCCUCAGAGAUGCGCCGAGGCAAUAUGAGGUCAGGGCCGUCGCAUCAGACAUGCACGACGAUGAGGACACGGAAGCGCAGGAAGAGACGAGAGGUCAGAUCGUGAAGAGCAUCCCGCAGCUCGGGAGGAAUGUGGUCGAGCGAGCCUUGACGAGGGUGAAGAGGAGGAUGUGA
Ascochyta rabiei is the source of this 1497-nucleotide messenger RNA. RefSeq names its product Autophagy- protein 17. Lineage: Eukaryota; Fungi; Ascomycota; Dothideomycetes; Pleosporales; Didymellaceae. Gene Ontology annotation, biological process: piecemeal microautophagy of the nucleus; autophagy of mitochondrion; autophagosome assembly. The record is from RefSeq and is a predicted model, not a curated record. The transcript is spliced from 2 exons. Bases 1 to 1497 code for a protein of 498 amino acids. Gene Ontology annotation, molecular function: protein kinase activator activity; molecular adaptor activity. Gene Ontology annotation, cellular component: Atg1/ULK1 kinase complex; phagophore assembly site.